Messenger RNA from Colletotrichum truncatum, 621 nucleotides. RefSeq lists its product as uncharacterized. The record is from RefSeq and is a predicted model, not a curated record. Lineage: Eukaryota; Fungi; Ascomycota; Sordariomycetes; Glomerellales; Glomerellaceae.
AUGGAGCCUUCAAAUGAAUUCAACGACGAAUUGAUGGACGACGAUGAAGCCGUCUCUUCCAGCCCUUUCACCCCAGCCCCGCUCCCCCAGCUCACCAACGAGGCCCAGACGAUCACAGAUUCCUGCCUGAGCCUUUCAAUACCGUUGCUUAGAGCUAUUCACGCCUGUGUACCUCGAGCACCUGCAAUUUCUCUGUCAAUCGGUAGCGGAACAGGUCUCGUCGAGGCCCUCUUGCAGUCCUUGCCCGAUCAGCCGUAUCCCAUCAACCUCGUCAGCGUCGAGGUCGCGCCGAGUCCGAAUAAGUACCACGCCCCUCACCGCACCGUCCCUGGAACCUGGGCUCUUGAUCCUCUUGCUUCGGAGGCUGGUGCCUGGUUAUUUGUGUAUCCGAAGCAGGUGGCGCUGGUAAAGGAGUACAUGGCGGCGUUGUUCGACAACGACGGCGGCGGCAGCCCGGAGACGGUGAUUUACAUAGGUCCUAGGAUGGAUUGGGACGAUUUCAAAGGUGCGUUUGAGAGGCCUGGUGUCGGGACCAUUGAGCUUUGGAGCGAGGAGAGGAUGGAGGAGGUUGGGGGGCGGGCGUGGGAGUGUGUUGCUGUGAUGAGGCGGGCUUCGGGGUGA